Molecule: messenger RNA, 1737 nt
Organism: Cucurbita maxima (winter squash)
Lineage: Eukaryota; Viridiplantae; Streptophyta; Magnoliopsida; Cucurbitales; Cucurbitaceae
Exons: 10
Coding region: 406-1476 (356 amino acids)
Source: RefSeq, a predicted model, not a curated record
GCCAUUUUCCUGGAAAAUAUUCGAAGCUAUAAAUGCAAGAACUUCUCCUUCUCCCACUCCCAUUUCCCCAAGAUUUCCCCCCUUCUCUCCACUCUCCAGCACCUUUUUCACUGCCCAAUACUCCCAUUUUCGGCUUAUUUCUCGAUUGUGAACAUUUUCUGUUCUAUUUGACGGCUCUGAGUUGCUUUUGAAUCUAGAUUUUUUAAGCGGUUUUAAUUAGAUCUUCUUCUUUGUUAGAUAUUUGAGAAUUUUGAGCUUCGUGGAGAAGUUUCGUUGUUCUUUUUGAGUUCCAGAAUCUUGGUGUUAGUUUCAAGGGGAUUAAAGAAAAAUCUUCUAUUAUCAGGUUGAAACUCCGCCAACAAUUGCAUAAAGAAGAAGGAUGUGGUUAUCCUGCAUUUUGAUACUAUGAAGACCACACAGGGCUCUAAAGAAUCAGCUCAAGCUUCUCGUGAUUCAACAAAUGAGAAAGCAAAUGAGAAAGAAAAUGUCAAAUUAAAUACAACUGAGGCACCUAUUACAGACUCAAGUUCUGUAUCUGCAACGAGCAAUGACAGCAAGAGAGUCUCACCUCAAGAUAUUGAAUUUGUCCAGAAUUUAAUUGAGCGGUGCUUACAAUUAUACAUGAAUAGAGACGAGGCAGUUAAAACGCUCCUUACUCGUGCAAGAAUAGAUCCUGGAUUUACAAGUCUCGUAUGGCAGAAAUUGGAAGAAGAAAAUGCCGACUUUUUCCGAGCAUAUUAUAUAAGGUUGAAAUUGAAAAAACAAAUCCUCUUAUUCAACCAUUUGCUUGAGCAUCAAUAUCACCUCAUGAAGUAUCCUAUGCCUCCCAAGGUUUCAUUGGCACCUAUACAGAAUGGGAUUCACCCUAUGCCUGUUAAUAAUAAUAACUUACCUAUGGGGUAUCCAGUCCUUCAGCAAUCUAUGGCUCCAGUCCCAGGUCAACCCCUUGUUGAUACUAUGAGUAAUGGAAUAUCAAGUUGUCAUAUAGUCAAUGGAGUCCCUGCACCAAGUAACUAUCAUCCUAUUCGGAUGAAUUCUGGAAACGAAGCAUUGUCAUCAAUGUCAGAGAUUCCUGUGAGUCCUACAUCUGUGGCAUCCAGUGGUCAUUUCCCAUUCUCAGCAUCAGAAAUCUCCGGAAUUGGAGCAGAGACUUCAAAUCUUGAAACUGUCUUCACAUCGGACGUUGCAAAUUCUGUAGGUUUGCAACUUCCACCGGAUGGUACAGAUGGAAAUUCUCGGGAUCCUUUCCGAUCAUUGGAUCAAAUUCAAUGGAACUUCAGUCUGUCAGAUCUUACAGCAGAUUUGUCGAAUUUGGGAGAUUUAGGAGCUUUGGGAAAUUAUCCUGGUUCUCCAUUUCUGCCUUCUGAUUCGGAUAUUUUGCUCAAUUCUCCAGAAAAUGAGGAUUUAGUUGAGGAGUUUUUCGUUGAUUCUGUGCCUGAGCAACCAUGCUCGCAAUCGGAUGAGGAGAAAACUUAGAUGUAAGGUUAGGCAGUCAAUGUUUCCUUUCACUUUGAUUAGUUUGGGUACGAUCAAAAAUGAUCAAUAACUAAUAAGCCUUUGCUAGAAAUUUUGUGGGCUGUUGCCUUCAGAUUGGAACAUCUUGAAAUCAAAUGCGGUUAGGUUGUAUGCUUUUUAUAUGAUUUCUGAGUAGAAAAGUAAAGAUGCCAAGGGAGGAAUUUCUGUUCAUUGUUCUUUUACAAACCUCUUUAACUGUUUGAAGGCUAUGAUUUGGUUUCA